AUGAGGGACUAUGCCUGCGCCUUGUGUGGGUGGUUCAUCCCCCAUCGAACUGACUCCGUUUCCUGGUACAAUGAGUUCCGUGGUCUCUGUUCUGGUCCUGAGGGCAUUAUCCUCACAGGUGUGGGUCUGUACGAAGAUCCAUUCGAGCAAGGCGAGCCUUUAGUCGCUCCCAUAGAUCGUGAUGGUCGGUGGGAUGAUUCGGACUAUAACAGCCCCCCCGACCACCAGUUCGCCGCCAUGGGAGAGGACGACCAAGGCCUGGGUCGCUAUGGAUUCUUAUUUCACGAAGCUUGUUGGUCUCUCCUGGAGACUGUCUUCCUCCCUGGGGCCGUACCGUGCGAGCGGCUAUUCAACAUUUGCAGGUCAUUUCCCCUUGUUCGAUACCACGAGGGCUGCAUCAGCUGGGGCCAUGAUUAUGCUGGUGCGAUUCAAACAAACGACUUGAACAUCUUUCCGUGGGAGCACAACCACGAGGAACUCGCAGAAUUCGAACCUGACUCAAUCUUCAGUACUGAUCCCUACCAUGGCGGAGAAGUCAAGUGGCUUCUUACAACCAUCCCUAAACAACCGCCCGGGGAGCUCCCGCCAUCUUCAAACACGACGUACCAUCAAAAGGACUGCUUCAGCUCGCUCCCAAUAGAACUCCUCUCGGCUAUCGCAGUGAGGAUGUCAACGUGUGAUUUUUUGAACGUGCGGCUGGCAUCAAGAUCGUUCUGGCCAAUAUUUGACGACUACCAUUUCUGGGCGUCAAGAUUCAAGCCUGGGUCCGAGCGUUCAUGGAUCUUCGAGAGACGGGAUGAUGAUAAACGCCAUAAUUGGCGGUGGAUAUAUCGUCAAACCCAAACCGCCCUUCUGAGCCAUUCUCUCGAAAACAGGAAACGGAUUUGGGGACUUGCUCACAAGCUCCUAGACAUUGUUCAGCUCCGCUGGACUGAGCUCCCUGGAUCACCCCCGAUGCUCUCUCCGGACCAAAAAAUGACUUCACGUGCAUCUGGAUAUUUGUGGAAGGACAACCAAGACAAUCCCUGCUAUUCUCUUGGGGAAGGCUGUCGAAUCCUUCAUCGUCAGUCCGUCCCCAUUUCACCAACCACAGCACUCUUCUCCAUCUUCUCUGUACACCUUGGGGACAGGGUGUACAUUUGCGGAAUCACAAUCACGUCUGUCGAAGGAGUCGUCAUUAACCUAGGCUACCAAUCCGAGAACACAAGCUCCGUCGAGAUAUCCGGCGAAAUCACAGGAUUCGUGCUUGCAAUAGGAUAUAGAGGUAUCCAAGCCAUUCAAUGUGUCGUGAGCGGCAAUCAGAAGAUCGCAUGGCUAGGAUGCCCUGAAGAAGUGCCUCAUACACAGUGUCUCGUCAUGUCGAGCCGUAUUACUGCAAUCGAAGCCGGCUUUGAUGUACGGUCUAUCCCGUCAAGGUCGAUGCUUAGCUAA
Molecule: messenger RNA, 1431 nt
Organism: Ilyonectria robusta
Lineage: Eukaryota; Fungi; Ascomycota; Sordariomycetes; Hypocreales; Nectriaceae
Product: F-box domain-containing protein
Exons: 2
Coding region: 1-1431 (476 amino acids)
Molecular function (GO): protein binding
Source: RefSeq, a predicted model, not a curated record